This is a messenger RNA of Schistocerca nitens (vagrant locust), 2858 nucleotides long. It is a transcript of the gene eas, whose product is annotated as ethanolamine kinase 1. Gene Ontology annotation, molecular function: ethanolamine kinase activity. Gene Ontology annotation, cellular component: cytoplasm. Gene Ontology annotation, biological process: phosphatidylethanolamine biosynthetic process. The transcript is spliced from 6 exons. The record is from RefSeq and is a predicted model, not a curated record. The coding region runs from base 429 to 1478 and encodes 349 amino acids. NCBI's taxonomy places the organism in Eukaryota, Metazoa, Arthropoda, Insecta, Orthoptera, Acrididae.
GCCGGCUUCAACCGCUUGUCAAGUCAAUACGGUGCAACUGCCGGGUUGAUGGUUCAGCUGUUUUAGUAUUGAGAGAGAAUUUUUGACGUAUAGUGGCGUAUCUAAAACGCUCGUGUGUUUAUCUCUGUGUGAGGAUGAAACGCUUGAAAUUAUAGAUCUUAUUACAUGUAAUUCAGCGUCUGAUUUCACAUAAUGUUGAAAGUGUUUAAUUUCACAGUAGCAGCUUACGACGAGUCUUCUGUUUUCUUAUGACCGGGAACUGAAAGUGUGCAGAAAUGAAAUCUGCCCUAAUUCUAUAUUUUGUGUUGCAACUUCGAACGAAGAGGAGUGGUGGUUAUUGGGGGUCGUGCUGCAGUAUAUAAGCUGCGAUCGGCGCAAGAGCCCCACCAGUUACACUAAGUUGCCGGUGCGUGAAGGGACAGCUCGAGAUGUCCUUCGAACAAAAUUCCCUGGUAAUCCCCAUCACGAUUGACGAGGAUCAUCUCAUCGAUGGAGCAUUCUCCGUGCUGCAACAUAUUCGUUCAUCAUGGAGCAGAGACAAAAUAAAGUUCAAGGUGUUUACUGAUGGUAUUACCAACAAACUGGUGGGGUGCUUCUAUAGUGACUGUCCUGACGAUGUAGUUCUUGUAAGAGUAUAUGGCCAGAAGACAGAUCUCCUAAUAGACAGACAUGCAGAAACACGGAAUAUUCAGCUACUUCAUGCUGCAGGCUAUGCCCCACAAUUGUAUGCCACAUUUGAUAAUGGUCUGGCAUAUGAGUAUGUGUCGGGGGAUGUCCUUACAGUGGACACUUGUCAUCAUAUAUCUGUUUUUCCCUUGGUGGCACGUAUGAUGGCAAACAUGCAUCGUCUUGAUUGUGGUCCAGGAGUACCUAGGCGCCCUGCCUUAUGGUCUAAGGUGCGGCAGUUCAUGGACAUCAUGCCAACAAAGUUUGAAGAUCCUGCAAAGCAAACUAGAUUUGAAGAGCUCAUUCCUCCAAAGAAGAAAUUGGAAGAAGAAUUUGAAAAUUUGAAGUUACAGUUGAUACGUCUGAACAGUCCAAUUGUGUUUUGUCACAAUGAUUUAUUGCUUGGAAAUGUCAUCUAUAAUGCUGAAAAGAACUCUGUUACCUUCAUAGAUUAUGAGUAUUCCAGCUACAACUAUCAAGCCUUCGAUAUUGGAAACCAUUUUGCAGAAUUUGCGGGAGUGUCAGAUGUGGACUUUGGCCGAUAUCCAAGUGAGGACUUCCAGCGUCAGUGGAUUAGUGUGUAUCUGGAAGCAUUUGAAGAUCGUGAGCCUACAAAUGAUGAAGUUGAGCAGCUCCUUGUUCAUGUCAAUAAAUUUGCUCUUGCAGCACAUUUCUUAUGGGCUGUCUGGUCCCUUAUACAGGCUGAGCAUUCCUCUAUUGAUUUUGACUUUCUUGGAUACUCCUCAAUAAAGUUGAAAGAAUAUUUUGGCAAGAAAGAAAAGUUCCUGAACAUGGAGUUUCCUAAUUCAUGAUGAUAACUGUGAAUUACUUGCACAGGUGUGCAGCUAUGGUUGUUUCACUUAUAGAAGUCAGAAGACACACAAAAAAAAACUUGAAACACUGGGGGCAAUAUUUUUUUAAUACUUCAUCUUAACAUGUGAUAACUGGUGUGAUGAUGAAUAAAGGACGUUAUAUUGAGAGCAUUCGUUCUCUCUCUCUCUCUCUCUCUCUCUCUCUCUCUCUCUCUCUCUCUCUCACUCACACACACACACACACACACACACACACACACACACACUGUGAAAUGUAAGUAAAGCCUGUUAUCAAUGCUAGGUGUCUGUGCAUGUGUGCAAAGAUAUUAGAGAGAGAGAGAGAGAGAGAGAGAGAGAGAGAGGGGGGGGGGGGGGGGCGAAUGAGAGGACUAUAUAAGAUUCCCCCAUGUGGUGAUGUUACAUAACAAAGAAAAGAGCUGCAAUUAAGGAGUGAAAAGAAAGUAACAUUAUUAUCUUCACACUGCCUGUCUGUUAUUUUGUUGUCCUGAGUAUGAUAAUGGGAUUGUGAUAUAUCUGAGUAUUGUAUGAGAAACUGUAAUAAUAAAUCUGAUUCAGCUGUUAUUUUGUGUGUCGUACUUCCCACAUUCAGAAUUAAGUUAAAAAUUAGUUGUAAUUGUGUGCACAGGGUAAUGAGGCCUUAGCAAAAUAAAAUAUAAAAUAUGUGAAAAGAAUUAUAUGUAGUUGCAUGUUUGGCAAAUAAAACAAUGUUCCUUUCAAAUUGUCUUGCUACUAACUCUACCUGCAAGAUGAGUUUCUGCUAUCACUCACUCCGUACUUGAUGGGUGAGGACCUCAAGUUUUAUUUAUUGCAUCUAUUAUACCUGGCCUAAGAUUACAACAUCUAAAAACUGUUUGUUCCUGUAUCACUCUGUUUGAUCAGGAUGAAAUGGAAGUGCUACUCUAAUAUUUAUUUCCUCGCUGUUGUACCUUUCCAUAUUUCCUCUGGAGCAGUGGGUACAUAGUAUAUCAUUUGUUUUGGCAAAUAUGUUAUAAGAAGAUGCAAGUUGCAACUACCCUUGCAAAUUAUUUUCCAUGUUUAAUUGUAGAUAUACGUAUACGUGUUAUUUUAUCCGUGUUGGAUCUUAUUGAACUUGAUGACUGUAAGAAUUGUUGGUGCUGAAUGCUACCACCAAAUUGUUACAACUGGAAGAAUGCAAGAAUUCAGAAGUAAACAGGAAUGUACCAGUGGUAGAGAAUUAGAAAUCACAAGCUGUGUCCAGUGGAAAGGAGCAUUUACCAACUGUCCUAUUAGGACCUAAGAAAUGAAUGUUCAGAAUGGCCAAGAAAAAAGUUUUGUUUAAUGUACGAACUUUAUUUAUAGAAUAACUUUCAAGGAAAAAUAAAAACUUUUAGUUUUCUA